CGUUGCGAAACCGCUGCGCUGCUCCAGGCGCGAGGCGACGCCGCGUUAGUCGCGCGCUCCCAUUCCCCCCCCCCCCAAGUCAGUCAAUCGAUCAAUCCAUCAAUCCAGGCGGCGUCGGACUAGACAUCCAGCGUGAUGUGGGGCUCGUAGAGCGCAGACUUUUCUCGAGCGACAGCGACCGACUCUCCGUUCGCGUCGCGAUCAUCAUGUCGUCGGCGAAGAUCGAGAGUAAGAGCGAUUCCCAUCGUUCCCAUCUCUCCUCAUUCACCACGAAGCUUAAGGUCAAGUUCCACUCGCCGAAAACCAAGCGGUCGCCUUCACAGAAAAUUGCUAAACCUCAGACGGACCAUGGGGAGAAGACGCCAGAGAAACUUGUUAAAAAGAACUUAAGCCAUUUGGAGGAGCAGGAGAAGGAGGUGGUCAGCACACUCCAUUACUUCAAGAUAAUUGCGGACAAGAUGGUGGUGGACCAGAAGGUUCUGGAGAUGCUGCCAGGUUCAGCGAGCAAAGUUCUUGAGGCUGUCCUCCCUCUCGUUCAUGUGGAUUCAAAGAUGCAGCAGAGUUCAGCCGUGACCUCAAGCCAAAGCCGUGUGUAUCAGAGCCUGGCCAACCUCAUCCGCUGGUCUGACACGGUGAUGAUUAACAGUGUCACUCUGGAGGACAAGGAGUCUGUGACAUCAGUUAAAACUCUGAUAAAGGCAGUGCUGGACAGCGUGAAGGACCUGGUGAAACUUCUAAUGGAGAAGAAGGAGCACCCAUCACCUGUCAGUGCAACACCACCUAUCCCCAAGUCAGGAAGGGUUAAUGCAGAGGCGUGUCUCUAUGAGACUAAGAAGGAGACCCUAACCACGUCUACUGAGAACCAGAGCAAGACCAAGCACGUUGAGGUCCUAACAGACAAAGCAGAUGAGGAAAUGGCACCACCCAAACCGCCCCUCCCUACGCUGCAGUUACCUGAAGACAGCCCACCGAUUCUGCCUCCCAAACAACGGCAUUCGGUCUCCUCGCCCACCAAGAUUGUUGUGCUGCCUAUUAAUCGGGAUUUCACAGGAUGCAGCCUCCCACUCACCUUCAACAAGCAGGACUGUGGCCUUGACUCCCUGCAGCGGCGUUUCUCCAGCGGCAGCCGUUCCUUGUGUGGGGAUUCGCCCCACCUAUCCCCUUCCAGCAGCCUUGGGAAGCUCAGUCACUCUGCUGAACAUUUGUCCUCCCUGGAUCUGGACAGCGGACGGUGGUCUCGCAACACCAGCUCCGAGACAGUAGACUGCAUAGAAAACAAUGACCCUGACUAUGACUUCCUGCACCAGGACCUAUCGAGUGAAGACCAUCCCUUUGGCAUACACAUCGGGGGUGGGCUCAGCCCUCUACCGGAGUUCUGUAAUGACUCUUCACCCCUGGGUCACGGCCAGUUGGCGCAGCCUUGGACUUGCUCUCCCUCUAGCACGUUCAGCUCGCAGUGUCCUCCAGAGCGAUGUCGCUCUCUGGUUCCCGAGGGACCCGACACCAAACCCCCUGCCCUGCCGGAGAAGAAACGACGGAGCACACCUGGACCAAUCACCUCUCCCUCCGACAGCCAUGCUGCUUACGUGCGACACAAGUCUCAGUAUGACAAUGUCCCAGAGACAGAUGUGCAGCUCAUGAUUUCCUGCCCUGGCAUUAUGUCACCGUCGUCCGACAGCAGCCCGUUCACAUCAAGCGUUUCUGGAAGUCCGCCCCCUCUCCCUGAGAAGAGAAAUCGCCACAUCCAGGCCUACAUGCAGUUCGUGGAGGACUAUUCCGAGCCCCAGCCUUCCGUCUUCUACCGGACGCCCCUCAGCGACAAUAUCUACGAGCAGCGCAACAAGCGCCUCCAGGAAGCGUACGGCUUCAGCGAUUCCAUCUGCAGCAGCGACUCGGUGCUGGAGCUGCACUCCGCCCCUACCCUGCCGCCCAAACAGAAGCAGCUGGACCCGUCGCAGACCAUGGAUGAUGCACUUCAAGACCCCACGGCACAGAACGUCCCCUCCGGUAGCAAAGAGGCCUCAGACAUGCAAAGGAAACGGCCGUCUACGGAUUCUGGGCAAAGUGAGGAGGAGGUCGAUGAGCUCUGUCUUGAGGAUCACGAGGAGAUCCUGUCCCGUAUAAUGCUAAAGAAGGAGAAUGACGACGGUCCAGAUGUUCGCGCCGGCUCUGCUGAUAUUCUGCUAGUUCAUGCCACUGAAACUGACCACAAAGAUAUUGUUUUAUUCUGUGAAGCCUUCCUGUCUACCUACAGGACGUUUAUAACUCCUGAAGACCUCAUAAAAAAGCUACAUUAUCGAUACUCCACUUUCUGCCACAGCUCAGACACCUUCAAGAGGAGAAUCAGUAAGAACACCUUCUUUGUGCUCGUGCGUGUGGUCGAUGAGCUCUGCCCGAUGGAGCUGACGGAUGACAUCCUCAAACAUCUGAUGGAUCUCGUGUUCCAGCUCGUGUGUUACGGCGAGCUCAGCCUGGCCCGUGUUCUGCGUAAGAACAUCCUGGAGAAGAUGCAGCAGAAGAAGCAGCUGCGUUAUAGCAGCCUUUUCAAACCGCUCUCCGCACGCGGGGUGGCUGCCAGGCCAGGAACUCUGCACGACUUCCGCAGCCACGAGAUUGCCGAACAGCUCACCCUCCUGGAUGCGGAGCUCUUCUACAAGAUAGAGAUUCCGGAGGUGUUGCUCUGGGCCAAGGAGCAGAAUGAAGAGAAGAGUCCCAAUCUGACCGAGUUCACGGAGCACUUUAACAACAUGUCCUACUGGGUGCGCUCCUUAAUAAUACUCCAGGAGAAGGCCCAGGACAGAGAAAGGCUGGUCCUCAAGUUCAUUAAAAUCAUGAAGCACUUAAGAAAGUUAAAUAAUUUCAACUCGUAUUUGGCUAUAUUGUCUGCCCUGGAUUCGGCCCCAAUAAGGAGACUGGAAUGGCAAAAGCAAACCUCUGAGGGGCUGGAAGAGUACUGCAUGCUGAUUGACAGUUCAUCCUCUUUUCGGACUUACCGGGCGGCACUGGCAGAUGUGGAAGCUCCAUGCAUUCCCUACCUAGGCCUCAUCUUGCAGGACUUGACAUUUGUUCACCUGGGGAAUCCAGACUUUGUUGAUAGGAAGGUGAACUUCUCUAAACGAUGGCAGCAGUUCAACAUCCUGGACAGCAUGCGACGCUUCCAGCAGGUGCACUACGAAAUUGACCGCGACGACGACAUCAUCUCCUUCUUCAACGACUUCAGCGACCACCUUGCGGAGGAGGCCUUGUGGGAACUCUCUCUGAAGAUAAAGCCUCGCAAUGUCACACGCUGCAGAGUGGAGGCGGAGGAUAACGCAUAGGAACGAGAACUGUUUUUGCAGACAAAAUCCUCAGAGUCACAAAGAUAUUAAAUGUAAACAUGUAGCUGUAGCAUGAAGACUUAUAGAUUAUAUAGAUAUAUUUUGAGCAUUUUGUGGACUUUUUUACCUUGGUCAUUUUGGACUGUGCCAAGCUGGGCUUGUUGACUUUGGAGAAGAGAAGAGUGGGCGGGAAGCCGUGUUCGAGUGUGUGACCUGGCGACAGCCUGUUUACUGUUCCCAGCACACACACAUUGUCUGAAACCACUUGUCCCGAGUGCGGUCACGGCGAAUCGGAGCCUAA
Molecule: messenger RNA, 3618 nt
Organism: Scleropages formosus (Asian bonytongue)
Lineage: Eukaryota; Metazoa; Chordata; Actinopteri; Osteoglossiformes; Osteoglossidae
Product: rap guanine nucleotide exchange factor 1-like
Exons: 23
Coding region: 207-3317 (1036 amino acids)
Biological process (GO): Ras protein signal transduction
Cellular component (GO): plasma membrane
Molecular function (GO): guanyl-nucleotide exchange factor activity
Source: RefSeq, a predicted model, not a curated record